This is a messenger RNA of Nannizzia gypsea CBS 118893, 1617 nucleotides long. RefSeq names its product F-box domain-containing protein. The record is from RefSeq and is a predicted model, not a curated record. Bases 1 to 1617 code for a protein of 538 amino acids. NCBI's taxonomy places the organism in Eukaryota, Fungi, Ascomycota, Eurotiomycetes, Onygenales, Arthrodermataceae. The transcript has 2 exons.
AUGGAUAACGAGCCUCGAGGCAUACUGCGCCUCUCGAACGAGUUGUUGAAAGAAAUACUGGACCAUCUCACGCGAGAUCUAGAAAGGUGCACCAGCGUCGACCACCGUGCGUAUCUUUCUUUUGAGAGCGUUAGGCCGAGUUUGCCCGAUCCUCCGCGUUUGUGGCUAGAGGGUAAAAAUGGGUACCAUGAAGAUCUUCGCAGUGACGUUGACCGAUUUCGAGAGGUUUGCAAACGGUUCUCGGAAGUUGGUGCAGCGCAUAAGUUUAGCCGCGUUGUCGUCCGGUUUUCAGAACCCGCUUUUAAGAAACUUGACCAGCUGUCAAGUAUUCCUCACCUGGCAAGACAUGCGAGAACCUUUACAUAUAUAAUCCGGUCAUUUUAUGUAGAAGGAAAAGAUAAUAUACCCCAGCUGCUUUCGACGGCUGAUUCAAGCAAACUCAAUCUGGCCGAACAUAUCCACCGUCUCGAAGAGCAGAAGAGAUUGGUUUCGUCUAAUGAAGACUUAAACUCACUUAUAAGGGCAAUGAAAUCGUUUACGGCUCUCCAACACGUGAAGAUAUUGAGAGUCCAGGAUGAAGCUGAACGUGAUUUACGAUCCUUCAUUGAUAGGCAUGAUAAUCCAUUAGACCCGUUAGUAGUGGUGGACUGGAAUCCUGCCUGCAUUCGCGCCAUUCAAAAUGUUGGCCUAGCACUCUUGGAGGCUGGAUCUCCUGCCAAUCGCUUUUCGGGCCCGCAGAUAAACCCUCAGGCCACACUUACACUAAAAAGGGCCCCUGUGCAGCUUCUUUCAGCUCUCGCGACGAAAUUGACGUGCCUUGAGAUCCAUUUCGAUGCCAUGAGAUAUGUUAAUGCAGAGAUGAGGGAACUCUCGGAAGUAUUUAAGGUCUUAUUUACCGCAGCAAAAAAUAUGGAAGCUAUUCAUCUUGGAUUCCCGUCUAGGCUGCCUUUAGACCUUCAUCUGGAAGAUAUAUUUCAUAACGUUCAUUGGGAGAGGCUUCGCGCAUUUGGGAUUCAAGCCUGGAGACUUGACUCGGAAGAGAUUAUUAACUUCGCUCGACGCCACCGCAGGUCUCUCCGUGGCCUUCGCCUUCGUGAUGUCCUGCUGAAGGAGGGGAGCAUGUGGAAAGAUAUUUUAUCCAUGCUCCAUGACGAAAUGGAAAACCUCGAGUGGGUUAGCCUACGUCGGAUUGAUUACUCAAAUGCAUUUGAUGAAAAAUGGGCUACAAGUGCAGACAUUUCUGAUAUCCAGUCGUUUCCAAACUCAGACAGCGAGGAUGAUGACAUAUUUGAACCAUACGUCCCAGGGAACUACCACAACAUUAAUGGAGAUGACGACGAUGACAACACGAGCCUUGGUGAUGAAUCAGACGGCCUAAGCUCACAUAACGGCGACGUUGGGCCUAGAGCCAAUCAAAUAGAAUUGUUACCAGACAAUUCUCUAUCUGCGCCGUUACUUCUACCCCCCUUCACUGAUCAGUGGGAGGUCCUAAGCUCUAUCCCAGCAGACGACCUUGAAGAUGAUGGUAGAACUGUGGACUAUCGGCAACGAAAGAUUUGGGAAGCCUGGGUUAUAUCUAAGUCGCGGGUUUCUGCUGGUCGGGACCGCUGUGGGUAA